AUGUCCGAUGGAUAUGACUUCGGAGAUACAGAAGAGUUCUUCGAGGACGAGCUUGUUGGUCCUAUGAGAGAGCAGAGCUCGCUUCGUGAGCCGCAUCAAUUAUCCGAUGAGCUUUCCAUGCGCCAAGUGCGCUUGAUCUUGGACCAAACUGCAUUUGUUCGAGGGAUAGGCAAUGUCAAGAGAUGGUUUAACGACGAAUAUAUCGAGCAAAACUGGAACGCCUCGUCAGACAAGAUCAAGCUCAACAUUUACAUCCCUUCGUAUACCUUGCACGAAUUUGACUUUGUCAAAAGAGGCACCUCGAUCAGUGCCACCAAUGCACGAGAAGCUAUCAAAUUUAUCGAUAAUUACUUGGAGAAUUUUGCCCCUGGCCAGCCCCAGGCCCCAGAUUGCGACAGAAUCCAGUACAAUUUGAAUCUUGAAUCUCCACAGGAUGCUACCCCUUCGUGGAACAGCUGCACCAGGUUUAAGGUUUUUACACCAAAGAUUAAGGACUUUCCGAAUUACAAGACCAGUUUUGACUCGAACCAAGUGAGACAGGUGGGCGAUCCAAGCAACCUCGGCAGUAGCCAGCAAGGCCACAACCAUAAUUAUUGCAAUGAAAGCUCGCAGGAUGUAUACCAGGACUCGGCAGCAGACUUUGACUCGAAUGCCGAGAUGCCCGCCCGGUUAAGAUACUUGAUCAGGACCUGCAUUUACAAGAGAUUUGUUGAAAAGUAUCAGCCGCCACCAAAGAACAGUAUCGAGGAGUGGAAGUUGGUCACCGAGGACCCCAUAACCAAGAUCUGGGCAAAAGCAUACGGAAUCGACUGUGUCAAUGUCAAUGAAGCGGAGCUUCUCAUUUUCCAAAACUAUGACGUCAACUCGUUCAGAGUCUAUAACCCUUUUUCUUCGGAUGAAAACAGCUUUGAUCCAAGAAGCGAUAUCUUGCAAAACAGAAUUGACACGACCCUGUACUCGUAUUACAGUGUUAAACAGGCACCACCUAGAGUUGGCUAUAGAAACAAGAACAACAAUAGCACCAAUAGGUCUGCUCGAGCCCGCAACAGGAUGAACAAAAGCAAAAAGCCUCCCAGAAUCCCAAUCGAAGGGGUGGUCCACGAAGAAACAACCGAGUCUGGGACGACGAAAAAGGAAAAGUUCAAGGCCAUCAACUAUGCUCCAAGAGGAGAGGGGCAAUUGUGGAAACCGUGA
Molecule: messenger RNA, 1194 nt
Organism: Lodderomyces beijingensis
Lineage: Eukaryota; Fungi; Ascomycota; Pichiomycetes; Serinales; Debaryomycetaceae
Source: the annotation of a GenBank genome assembly